Drosophila willistoni is the source of this 1952-nucleotide messenger RNA. RefSeq names its product hematopoietic lineage cell-specific protein (gene Cortactin). The transcript is spliced from 4 exons. Gene Ontology annotation, molecular function: actin filament binding. Bases 140 to 1813 code for a protein of 557 amino acids. Gene Ontology annotation, cellular component: actin filament; plasma membrane; site of polarized growth. NCBI's taxonomy places the organism in Eukaryota, Metazoa, Arthropoda, Insecta, Diptera, Drosophilidae. Gene Ontology annotation, biological process: regulation of actin filament polymerization. The record is from RefSeq and is a predicted model, not a curated record.
CACACUUAGCCCGCAAGCGGGUCACAUUAUUUUUUCUUAUUUAUCUGCAAAAACUAACGUUAAAAUAUCCAAUAAAAAUUGUAAAUUCUAAAUUGUACAUUGUUGUAAAUUAGUAACAAGCGAAGAUAAGACAAAGGCUAUGUGGAAAGCAAGUGCUGGACACCAGAUCCAGGCCACCAGUGGCCCAGCGACUGAGGAUGAUGAUUGGGAAACUGAUCCAGAUUUCGUGAACGAUGUAAGUGAGCAGGAGCAGCGUUGGGGAUCAAAGACAAUAAGCGGCAGUGGACGGACCGCUGGUGCAAUCGACAUGGACAAGCUGCGUGAGGAGACCGAGAAGUCAGAUUUGGAUAAGAAGAAGCAAUUGCUCAAGGAUCAAAAUAUUGGCUACGGCUAUGGUGGCAAAUUCGGUGUUGAGAAGGAUCGUAUGGAUAAAUCCGCUGUGGGCCAUGACUAUCAAGAAAAAGUGGGCAAACAUGCCUCACAAAAGGACUAUAGCGAUGGAUUUGGUGGAAAAUUUGGUGUUCAAUCUGAUCGUAAAGACAAAUCUGCUGUGGGCUGGGAUCACCUAGAGAAGGUCGAAAAACAUGCAUCGCAAAAAGAUUAUUCCACUGGCUUUGGGGGCAAAUUCGGCGUUCAAUCGGAUCGUAAGGAUAAAUCUGCUGUCGGCUGGGACCACAUCGAGAAGGUGGAAAAGCACGAGUCGCAGAAGGAUUAUUCUAAGGGUUUCGGUGGUAAGUUUGGUGUACAAGAGGAUCGAAAAGAUAAAUCCGCCGUUGGUUGGGAUCACGUAGAAGCUCCACAGAAGCAUGCCAGUCAGGUGGAUCACAAGGUUAAACCAAUCAUUGAGGGAGCGAAGCCAUCAAAUUUACGUGCCAAAUUUGAAAACUUGGCCAAGAACUCGGAGGAGGAGAGUCGUAAACGUGCUGAAGAGCAAAAACGUUUACGUGAAGCCAAGGAUAAAAGAGAUCGCGAGGAAGCUGCCAAGCAGACUAUUGUAGAGAAUACACCUCGAGCUUCUGGCGAGGAAAAUGGCACUUCUCCAGCGCCGGUUAAAGGUAGUCGAGCGGCAAUUCAAACAGGUCGAACUGGUGGCAUAGGCAACGCCAUCAAUGCCUUCAAUCAAAUGCAAUCACCAGCAACACCAGAUACGCCACCAGUGCGUAAAGAGCCCAUUUUUAUACCUAAGGAGCAACCAGCUAUAAUUGCAGUCGAUGCUCCAACGCCGGCAAAGGUUAAAGAAGUGGUGUUACCAGCAGAGACCCCAGCACCAAUCACUCCAGCUCCUGCUCAAGUGGUUGUUGCGGCGGCUUCAGUUCCUUCCCCGUCGCCUGCUCCUGUGACUGCUCCUCCACCAGAUGUCGUACCCAAAAUCGAGGUUGAAACUGUGGCCACGCCCCCAAGAAGUGAGCCCCAAUCUCCGGUGCAUGCAACCCAAUCGGUAACUCAUCCACAACCUCCAGCUGAACGCGAACCGGAACCAGAACCUGAACGAGAACCGUUGUAUCAAAAUCAAGCGGAGAUUAAGGCUGCUUCUCCAUUACCAGCGCCACAUUCCGUUGGUGUGCCCGCUACCUCCUCUGCCGAUACGGAUGCCAUUUAUGCCAAUUCGGACAAUCUUGCCGACUAUUUGGAGGACACUGGCAUUCAUGCCAUUGCAUUAUACGAUUACCAGGCUGCCGAUGAUGAUGAGAUAUCUUUUGAUCCCGAUGACGUGAUCACCCACAUUGAGAAAAUUGAUGAUGGUUGGUGGCGUGGCCUUUGCAAGAAUCGUUAUGGUCUUUUCCCAGCCAAUUAUGUGCAAGUGACUAAUUAAUACUCCUAAGCCCGCGUCUUAGUUGGAGUAACUGCAACAAAUUCUUCCGUUUUGAAAUUUAUGAUAGAACAAAAAUAACUCCUAAUUGUAUUUAAUUUACUAAUGAUCCGACAUAAGAUUGAUUCAUUCAUCCUACUAA